AUGAUCAGCUCGCAAGUUGGACACGCAGAAGCUACAGGAGCCGGGGGCUUACACGGGAGCCGCGACGGCGCUCCGCCUCGGCCGGCUCAUCUUGAAAAGGGCGACAUCUUCAGGACCGUGGGGUUACCCGAAGAGCUCACCAUUGGGCUGGACGCCAUGGCCAUGACAACCAACAAGAGCCUCCAGGGAUUUCGAGAGAUUCCGCCGGGCACGCACUUUCUCUGGAUUCAGUUGCCAGGCGGCGUCUCUCGAUCUGGCUGCUGGUUCAUCACGGGAUCCAGGGGGUUGCUGCGCGUCAAGGAGUGGGACAAAUAUAACGAGAUUCUCGGGGAGCCGGCAAGCUCGUCCGGGGAUGCACGGAGUCAACAGGACAGCUUGGAAUCCAUAUACUCGGCGCUAAAGCCGUACGCGUUGCACGCCCAUCGGGAUAAGUCAUGGACGCCGAUGGACAACAAAGAUCCUAUCUGGGCGCGAACCCCGGGCAGCCUUUGGAGCAUCUUGACCAGCGCCGUAUCACGUCAAGCACUCGUCAGGAUCACCGGAAAGCCAGAUGCCCAGGAUUACCUCGUGGAGUCCACGGACGGUGCCAAAGACGACCGCCCCCUCGCCGGGCAACCCCCCGCCGGUUCGGGGCUGAACCUCCUAUUCACGCAGGACUUCCGCGAUCUUCAAGUCCUCGACCAAGGCUCGAUGAGAGACCGCGUCGCCGACACCUCGUCCCGGAUCCAGUCCCGCCUCACCACGGCCGACCAAAACAGCCGAAUCACCGAGCGAGACAUUCUCGCCGACCUGCAGUUCACCUUCCUGACCGGCACCCACCUGAGCAACUCGGCGUGCCUCGAGCACUGGUGGAACCUCGUGUUCAAGAUGCUGCUCCGCGCAUACGGCCUCGUGCUCUCACAUCCGAGACUGGUCAGAGACUUCCUUACGGUCCUCUACGCCCAGCUUUUCUACACGGAGCACUAUGUCGCCUCGUCUUCCUCGCAACCGGAUCACCAGGACGAGGCGGACGACAAGGGCAAGAAGCACGGGCCGAGCAGUGACAGGGCCAUCUUCCAAUACAAGCCCCAGUACAGGGGGAGACUCCGUCAGGUGCUGGCCGAGUACCGGAGGCGGCUAAACAGUCUGCUCGAGGGGCUGCGCGGUUCGACCACUCCCGACCAAGAGGCUGUCGGCAGGGCGUUUGAGGACCUGGAGGCCUGGCUGUGGAGGAAGGGCUGGGAUCUGAGGGAAGGGGAGGGCAAGCCGGGAAGCGGCGGUAUCAGAGCGGUUACUGCGCCGGAUAGCGAGGACGAGGAGGACGAGCAGCCUGUUGUGGUGGAACUUGAUGAGCAGGGGAGAGAGGUAGGGUUGCUCUCGUUUAGCGACUAA
Molecule: messenger RNA, 1371 nt
Organism: Thermothelomyces thermophilus ATCC 42464
Lineage: Eukaryota; Fungi; Ascomycota; Sordariomycetes; Sordariales; Chaetomiaceae
Exons: 1
Coding region: 1-1371 (456 amino acids)
Biological process (GO): spliceosomal tri-snRNP complex assembly
Source: RefSeq, a predicted model, not a curated record